GUGGAGUGUCACUUCCUGUAAGUGCAGAGAGAGGCAGUGCUGAGUUAAAGACACACAAACACAGACACAUUACAGCAAAAUAGCGAGAGGGAAGAGAGAGGCAGAUGAUCUGAUCUUUAGCCGCUUGUCUGAUUUUCAAACAUUGAUCAUGAAUAUAUCGAGAGGAUCCGACUGAAUCUGUCGCUUGUGUGUGAAAAGGAGUCAAAGCGAAACCUUUUUUCCCGUGGCGCACGGAUUUCUCGCCCUAUUAAUCAGUCCAAUACACUUCAAAUCAUCAUUACAGAAGAUAUUUGAGAUAAUAUUAUCAUUUACUGUGUACUUGAGAAGAGAGACGCUUUUGAACAUGGGAUGUUUGGGCAACAGCAAGACAGAGGAUCAGCGCAUCGACGAGAAGGCGCAACGAGAGGCGAAUAAAAAGAUCGAGAAACAGUUACAGAAAGAGAGACAGGCGUAUAAAGCCACACACCGCCUGCUCUUAUUAGGCGCUGGGGAAUCCGGGAAGAGCACUAUAGUUAAACAGAUGCGGAUCCUGCACGUCAACGGCUUUAACGCAGAAGAAAAGAAGCAAAAAAUAUUGGAUAUCCGGAAAAAUGUGAAGGACGCCAUUGUGACGAUAGUAUCUGCUAUGAGCACCUUAACGCCCCCUGUGUCAAUUGCCAACCCGUCCAAUCAGCCUAGAGCCGAGUACAUCAAAACUAUAGCUCCACUCUCAGAUUUUGACUACACAGAGGAGUUUUUUGAGCAUGCAAAGCAUCUGUGGGAUGAUGAGGGGGUGAAGGCCUGUUUCGAGCGCUCAAACGAGUAUCAGCUCAUCGACUGUGCACAGUACUUUUUGGACCGAAUUGAGUCUGUACGACAAAGUGACUACACACCAACAGACCAGGAUUUGCUGAGGUGCCGUGUUCUGACUUCAGGGAUUUUUGAAACUCGAUUUCAAGUAGACAAAGUCAACUUUCAUAUGUUUGAUGUGGGCGGUCAGAGAGAUGAAAGGAGGAAAUGGAUUCAGUGCUUUAACGAUGUGACCGCCAUCAUCUUUGUGGCAGCCAGUAGCAGUUAUAACAUGGUCAUAAGGGAGGACAACAGCACUAACCGGCUGCGCGAGUCCCUUGAUCUGUUCCGCAGCAUCUGGACUAACAGGUUUUUAAGGACCAUCUCAGUGAUCUUAUUCCUGAACAAACAGGACAUGCUGGCAGAAAAGAUACUGGCAGGAAAAUCCAAACUUGAAGAUUAUUUCCCAGAGUAUGCUCGCUACACUCUUCCUCCUGAAGCAACCCCUGAUCCCGGAGAAGACCCGAAAGUGUCCAAGGCAAAGUUUUUUAUUCGAGAUGAAUUCUUGGUAUAUUUUUUUUUUUACUCUAUUUUCUUUAUUUUAUCUACAAUAUUAAAGAAAAUCAGCACAGCGAGCGGCACAGACAAACACUACUGCUAUCCUCACUUCACCUGUGCCGUGGACACAGAAAACAUCCGUCGUGUAUUCAAUGACUGUCGUGACAUUAUUCAGAGGAUGCACCUCCGCCAAUAUGAACUCUUGUGAUUGGCUGCCUGGAUCUGGCUGCUUCUCCAAUCAACACUUUUCCAGUCCCACAUCACAUGGGGUCUUUAAGAACUACUGAAGAGUGACAAUGUUGUCAUGUUUUUUUUUUUCCUUUUUCUGCCUUUCACAUGUUUGUUUUCCUUUUUAAUUUAUUUAUAGUCUCGUGUGUGUGUGUGUGUGUGUGUGUGUGUGUAUAUAUAUAUAUAUAUAUACACAUUUGUCAGCAUUUGAAGUGGAUCAAAAAAGUUCACUAAAAUUGUCCUAAGACAAGAAUGCAUUUUGGUUGUAAGUUUUAGGACAACUUUGAUGAAAGGUUUUGAUCCACUUCAAAUAUUGACUAGUGUGUAAGUAUAUAAUAUAUAUAAUGAUAAGAGUUCAUUUGCAAAAACCAAUAACUCCAUUUUUAUUUAUUUUUUCAGAAAUCAUGUUUUUUUUUUUUAUUGCUCAUUCCAAGUAAUAUCAAACUGCAGUUGGGUUGUUUUGAUUAAGUAAUAAUAACUUAAACAAAUACAGGUAAUUCAUAAAAUUAAAGUUCAUUGAAAGUAUGUUUUUUUUUACAUAUUAAAAGUUUGUUUUAUAGCAAAAGCAGAUAACUCCAACAGACGUUUUUUGGCAAAAGCAUUAACCACCUUUCCACAUUAACCACAAAAUUAACCACAUUUCAUGUUUUAGAGUUUAAAAAAACACGUUUAAUCUUUGUAAUCUCCUCAGAUGACAAUGAGGAUGCCUGACAAACGCUGUUGUUGUGAUCAUAGACUGUAUGGAUGCAAUACACGGAGCUUUUCCCUCACCAUUGUAACGCGCUGCUUUUGCAGGGGUUCCGUGAAAGCGUUUCAGCGUUUAUUUUCCUUCACGCCCUGAAGAAGAUAUCACAGGUUCAUCAAGUUUGUCGAAAUUAUUUUAGUCAGCUUUGACGAAACUCCUCUCAACUAGCAUAUUCAAAGUGAAAGUAGCCUUGUCACCUGACCUGAACACAGUGCUCUGAUUCGCUGAAAUGGAUUUAUUGGCUUCUGUUCAAAAACAACAAGGGCGCCUGUUGGCUUCUGCAGUAAAACGUGAACUCGCGAUGCCUUGAAAGUGGACAAUACCGGCUUUUUUGACAAAACGUGUUUAGGGUUCAGAUCGUGUGUGUGUGUGUGUGUGUGUGUAUAUAUAUAUAUAUAUAUAUAUAUAUAUAUACACACAUUUGUCAGCACAGAGAAUAAUGCACGGCAAUCAGCUCACCUUUUUUGAAAGUGCCGUUUAUCGGUUUUUGCAAAUUAACUCUUCAUAUGUAUAUGUAUGUGUGUGUGUGUGUGUAUAUACAUACGUAUAUUAUUUUAUUUUUUCCUGAAGUGAGAGGGGAUGUGUGUGUAUAAGAUGAAAUUAUUUCUAUUUUAUGUUUUUACCACUCCCAGGUAAUUUCUUUAUAUAUUUUUUUUUGUUGUGUUUCAGCAUUGGCUGGCUUAAGAGGAGGUUAGAUUAGAAGAUUAGAUGUGGUUAGACCAGCUGACAUAAUGGAAAACUGUGGUAACCUGUGACCUAUGUCAGGAUGGUUUGACCUUUU
Molecule: messenger RNA, 3080 nt
Organism: Onychostoma macrolepis
Lineage: Eukaryota; Metazoa; Chordata; Actinopteri; Cypriniformes; Cyprinidae
Gene: gnal
Product: guanine nucleotide binding protein (G protein), alpha activating activity polypeptide, olfactory type
Exons: 12
Coding region: 344-1534 (396 amino acids)
Biological process (GO): adenylate cyclase-modulating G protein-coupled receptor signaling pathway
Cellular component (GO): heterotrimeric G-protein complex
Molecular function (GO): GTPase activity; G protein-coupled receptor binding; GTP binding
Source: RefSeq, a predicted model, not a curated record